UAAUCAGAAUCUUUGUUCAGAGUCAUCUGAUCUAGCAAAAAUUGACACAGCAUAGCUAAUAAUCCACCACAAUUCAGAAACUACACUGGAUUUUAAAAGGCAGCUUUAUUUUCCUGCCUUCCAUGUGAGGCAGAUUAAAUAAUCAAAAAGACGGGGCUAUCAGGUCAUGAUUUGUAUGUUACAGCUGUCCAGUUAGAGUUGACAGACACUCUUUGCAUGGCCUGCUGACAGAUUAAAAGAGGCAGGGUAAGACUCUGAGAGUCAGAAAUGAACACUGAGGGAAAAAAAGAAAAAAAACAAAGGCUGAUGGAUUAACUCUCUAAAAAUUGUAGCAUUUCUACUCAAGCCACAGAUAUAAUCUUAAAACAAAAAACUAAAAACAACACCACAACAAAACAAACAGAAGAAAUUGGAUGAGCAUGUUACAGAUUUGAAGGAGGAGCCAGAAUAAAGUGUACAUUUACUGUUCUACCUCAGAAAACUGGACUGAUUCUUCUUCAAGGUAGGAAACAAGCAAAGCAGAAUGACAGGUAACUGGCUUCUGGUGCUGAGCAUUGUCUUCACAGUACACAUGGCUCAUGGGUGUCCACAAAAAUGCCUGUGCCAUAUGGCUUCAAAGACUGCAGACUGCAAGAAUAGAGGUUUUACUGAAAUUCCUGCCCACUUACCACCUGAAACUCAGAUACUGCUGUUGCAGAAUAACCGCAUUUGGAGAAUCAACCAAAAUGCAUUCACUAGAACACCACUGCUGAAAAUCUUAGACUUGUCUAAUAAUUCUCUCUCAAGUUUUGCACCAGGUGCUUUACAAAAAUUACGGUACCUACAAGUUCUAAACCUAACUAGAAAUUUGAUUCAUUAUAUAGAAAACAAGACCUUCAGUUUCCUACCACACCUCAAAGAACUGGACCUGUCAUCCAACAGCAUUGUACGUUUGCCUGAGACUUUCGGAAACAGCACAGGGAAUAUUACAUUACUGUCAGUGAAGCAUAACAAGCUUCAGAAAAUGGAAAGAGUUCUGCUGGAGUCACUUCCAAACCUUAAAGUUGUUCUUUUCAAGGAUAAUCCCUGGCUAUGUAAUUGCAAUGUCUUUGGCUUGAAACUGUGGUUGGAGAGUUUUUUAUACAGAGGAGGAAUAAGUGAUGGCAUCAUCUGUGCAACACCAGGGAUUCGGAAGGGCAAGGACCUCCUCAAAGUUCCUUAUGAACUGUUUGGGGCAUGCCCACUUACGACAGCUCACACUCAUCUGGCCACCACUCAUCACCACAGCUUUGAGCACAGGAGUUCUCUGAAGCACUCUCACCACAACGAACAUGGGGAAAACAGCAGGCUAAGUUGUGAACCCAAACCAAAGCCGAGGCCUGUUAAUUUGCGUCAUGCAAUUGCCACUGUAGUAAUAACUGGAGUUGUCUGUGGAAUUGUGUGUCUAAUGAUGUUGGCAGCUGCUGUUUAUGGUUGUGCCUAUGCUGCAAUUACUGCUAAAUACCACAAAGAACAUUUGGCCCCUGCAAGACAGCAUGGGACUCCUGAGGAAAAAGAGCCAUUUGAUAGCUCCUUGGCUUGAGUUACUUUUGUCUCUGGUUUCUUGAAAAUAAAGAGCCCUCACUCAAUUUAAAAGCUUGGAAUCUAAAUAGGAUUGGUUUAAUAGUUACGACUGCUUUUAUUUUAUUUUUCACGUUAAAGAAAUUCUCUACGUAUAUAUACAUAUACACAUAUAUGUUCUUUGAACUAUACAUUAAGGUAUAUUUAUGUAGCAGAAUGCAACUUAUUGCAUAUAUCUGUACUCAUAUUUUGCGUUAUAUGUUCUGAAGCCAAAAUGUAAGGCUGAAUGUGUGAGAGAAUGAAGUUUUAACACAGUUAUUUACAAGUAUUCCAUUCUUCAUUCGUAGCUUUUGAUGUGGUAUUAGUACAGUAUACGAAUAAUGGUGUGCCUACACUUAGCACUCAACAUGAGAGGUUUUUGCAAAGAAAAACACAAAUGAUGAGAGUUUAAGAUCUUAAAAUAUCUGGUAUGUAUUCAGAAAUAUAAUUUAUAAUCAGUUUUAGAACUGGACUGUCUAUGCACUGAUAACUUACAAAAUUGUUGUAACGUUUCCAAAUACUAUUUCCCACCUCCUAAUUUGCCCCCAUUAUGGAGUUUAGAAAACAGGAAGCAUCUUGUUAUCUAUCACAUUUCAUCU
This is a messenger RNA of Meleagris gallopavo (turkey), 2177 nucleotides long. RefSeq names its product leucine rich repeat transmembrane protein 1 (gene LRTM1). The record is from RefSeq and is a predicted model, not a curated record. Lineage: Eukaryota; Metazoa; Chordata; Aves; Galliformes; Phasianidae. Gene Ontology annotation, molecular function: protein binding. Gene Ontology annotation, cellular component: plasma membrane.